This is a messenger RNA of Helianthus annuus (common sunflower), 654 nucleotides long. RefSeq names its product heat shock cognate 70 kDa protein. The record is from RefSeq and is a predicted model, not a curated record. NCBI's taxonomy places the organism in Eukaryota, Viridiplantae, Streptophyta, Magnoliopsida, Asterales, Asteraceae. Gene Ontology annotation, cellular component: cytoplasm. Gene Ontology annotation, molecular function: ATP-dependent protein folding chaperone; ATP binding; misfolded protein binding. The coding region runs from base 1 to 654 and encodes 217 amino acids. Gene Ontology annotation, biological process: protein refolding; cellular response to unfolded protein. The transcript has 3 exons.
AUGACCAGGAAAACUGCAAUUGGUAUUGAUCUUGGAACAACAUAUUCAUGUGUUGCAGCCUGGUUCGAUAAGCACAAUCGUGUCGAGAUCAUCCCUAAUGAACAAGGUAACAAAAUUACUCCGUCAUGCCUUGCAUGGGAUGCAAUAGAAAUGCUAGUAGGGGAAGCCGCUAAAAACCAAAGCAUCUGGAAUCCUAAAAACACUGUUUUUGAUGUUAAACGUUUAAUGGGAGCUAGAUUCAGUGAUGGUAUAGUGCAAAAAGACAUUGACACAAGACCGUUUAAGGUUAUUGAAGGGUCUGGGGAGAAUCCAAUCAUUGUAUUUGAACACGAGUCCUUAGAAAAGAAGUUUUCAACAGAAGAAAUAUCUUCAAUGAUUUUAAAAAAUUUGAAAGAGGCUGCUGAAGCAUUUCUUGGAACAACAGUUACUGAUGUAGUGAUCACUGUUCCUGCGUAUUUUAGUGAUAAGCAGCGCCAGGCAACCAUGGAUGCUGGUGUGUUGGCGGGCCUUAACGUCAUGCGCUUGAUCAAUGAGCCAACGUCAGCCGCAAUUGCUUAUGGUUUAGAUAGGAGUGCUGACAUAAACUGUCCAGAAGAGAAAAAUGUUUUGAUAUUUGAUUUGGGUGGAGGAACUUUUGAUGUCGGUGGGUGGUGA